This is a messenger RNA of Vitis riparia (riverbank grape), 3084 nucleotides long. RefSeq names its product alpha-xylosidase 1. Gene Ontology annotation, molecular function: carbohydrate binding; hydrolase activity, hydrolyzing O-glycosyl compounds. Gene Ontology annotation, biological process: carbohydrate metabolic process. The coding region runs from base 33 to 2807 and encodes 924 amino acids. The record is from RefSeq and is a predicted model, not a curated record. NCBI's taxonomy places the organism in Eukaryota, Viridiplantae, Streptophyta, Magnoliopsida, Vitales, Vitaceae. The transcript is spliced from 3 exons.
AGAGCACUCAGCGGUUCCCUGUUUUUCCAGGCAUGGCUUCCUCUUAUCUUCUACUUGUGGUUUCGAUUCUAUGCAUCUAUGGAGGAUGCGGCGCGUUGGCGGCAAUUCCUGCAAAGAUUGGCAAAGGGUAUCGUCUGAUAUCCAUUGAAGAGACUCCUAAUGGAGGUCUUCUGGGCCAUCUUCAAGUCAAGCAAAAGAACAACAUCUACGGUGCCGAUAUCCCACAUUUGCAGCUCCAUGUCAAGCAUGAGACGCAAGAUCGUUUGAGGGUGCACAUCACCGACGCAGAGAAGCAGAGAUGGGAAGUUCCGUACGAUCUGUUGCCCAGAGAGAAGCCUCUACCAUUGAGACAGGCCAUUGGAAGAUCAAGGAAAACUCUAUCAACAGCUACUGACUACCCGGGUUCUGAGCUCAUAUUCAGCUACACUACAGACCCAUUUGGGUUUGCAGUGAGAAGAAAAUCCACCGGCGAAACCCUUUUCAAUACGACUUCCGAUGACUCAGACCCGUAUGGUAAUAUGGUGUUUAAGGACCAGUACCUCGAAAUUUCCACCAAAUUGCCUAAAGAUGCCUCACUGUACGGGUUGGGGGAGAACACUCAACCGCAUGGAAUCAAACUGUAUCCAAAUGAUCCCUAUACUCUGUAUACAACAGAUAUAUCGGCCAUUAAUCUAAAUGCAGAUCUGUACGGGUCUCAUCCAGUGUACAUGGAUCUCAGGAACACCGGUGGGAAAGCUUAUGCACACUCGGUCUUGUUGCUGAACAGCAACGGGAUGGAUGUGUUCUACAAGGGAAGUUCAUUGACAUACAAGGUGAUUGGGGGUGUCUUUGAUUUCUACUUCUUUGGUGGUCCAACGCCACUAUCUGUUGUUGAUCAGUACACUAGCUUGGUGGGUAGGCCUGCUCCAAUGCCCUACUGGUCUCUAGGAUUCCACCAAUGUAGAUGGGGUUACCAUAAUCUAUCUGUAGUUGAAGAUGUGGUUGAGAACUACAAAAAGGCUCAAAUCCCGCUUGAUGUGAUAUGGAAUGAUGAUGAUCAUAUGGAUGGGCACAAGGACUUCACUCUCAACCCUGUCAACUACCCUCGCCCAAAGCUGUUGGAGUUCCUGAACAAAAUACAUGAUCGGGGCAUGAAGUACAUUGUUAUCAUUGACCCUGGAAUUGGUGUGAAUUCAACCUAUGGUGUGUAUCAAAGAGGUAUGGCCAAUGAUGUUUUUAUCAAGUAUGAUGGUGAACCCUUCUUAGCUCAAGUCUGGCCUGGGCCUGUUUACUUCCCUGACUUCCUUAACCCAAAAACUGUUUCAUGGUGGGGUGAUGAAAUUCGGCGGUUCCAUGAACUUGUUCCUGUUGAUGGUCUUUGGAUUGAUAUGAAUGAGGCUUCGAAUUUCUGUAGUGGGAAGUGCACAAUCCCAAAGGGUAAGGUGUGCCCCAGUGGAACUGGACCUGGGUGGAUAUGUUGCUUGGAUUGCAAGAACAUAACAAAAACAAGAUGGGACGACCCACCUUAUAAGAUCAACGCUUCAGGAUUGGAGGUUCCGAUUGGGUACAAAACCAUAGCCACCAGUGCAGUUCACUACAAUGGGGUUUUGGAGUAUGAUGCACAUAGUCUCUAUGGUUUCUCUCAAUCCAUUGCGACCCAUAAGGGCCUCCAAGGGCUUGAGGGCAAACGCCCCUUCAUAUUAUCCCGCUCUACUUAUGUUGGGUCAGGCAAAUAUGCUGCCCAUUGGACGGGUGACAAUAAGGGCACUUGGGAUGAUAUAAAGUAUUCGAUUUCUACUAUGCUGAACUUUGGUAUAUUUGGGGUGCCAAUGGUUGGUUCAGACAUCUGUGGAUUCUAUCCAGCACCCACAGAGGAGCUUUGCAACAGAUGGAUUGAGCUAGGUGCUUUCUACCCUUUCUCAAGGGAUCAUGCAAACUACUAUUCCCCAAGACAGGAGCUUUAUCAAUGGGACUCGGUGGCUAAGUCUGCUCGAAAUGCUCUGGGAAUGAGGUACAAGCUCCUUCCAUAUCUGUACACAUUGAACUAUGAGGCACAUAUCAGUGGUGCCCCAAUUGCCAGGCCGCUUUUCUUCACAUUCCCAACUUUCUCCAAGUGUUAUGAGGUGAGCACCCAGUUCUUGCUAGGUAGCAGUAUCUUGGUGUCUCCAGUGCUUGACAAGGGGAAAACCAAGGUCAAUGCUCUCUUUCCUCCUGGUACCUGGUACAAUUUAUUUGAUUUGAAGGAGACCAUUGUAUCAGAGGGUGACUACCGCUCUCUAGAUGCACCAUUACAUGUGAUCAAUGUUCAUGUGUACCAAAAUACCAUACUCCCAAUGCAGCAGGGUGGACUGAUUUCGAAGGAAGCCAGGAUGACACCCUUCACUCUCAUUGUAACCUUCCCGGCAGGAGCAACUGCGGGACAUGCUGAAGGGAAACUCUACCUUGAUGAUGAUGAGCUCCCUGAAAUGACUCUUGGAAAUGGAUUUUCCACAUAUGUUGAUUUACAUGCAACUGUGGAGAAUAAAAUGGUGAAGGUAUGGUCAGAUGUUGCGGAGGGCAAAUAUGCUUUGGAGAAGGGUUGGACCAUAGAGAAGAUAACAGUGUUGGGAUUGAGUGGAAGCGGAGAGUCAUUUGCUCUCGAGGUUGAUGGAAUUUCAGUGUCAGAUGUCUCCCAUGUACAGCUUACUGCAUCUGAACAGCAUGUAGCCACUGAUAAGUUAGAAGAUGGAGUAGAUACGAGGAAGAGCAUGAUGAUAGAAAUUCAGGGAUUGGACCUGCCAGUAGGGAAAAACUUUGCCAUGUCCUGGAAAAUGGGCGUCCAUGGUUAAGGUCCCUGCCUUUUUAGAUUUGCUUGUUUAGUAUUUUUCCUUUUUCUUUUUUUUGUUUUCAAAUUUUCUUUCUUCAAUUGUUGAUGCUUUUGGUGCUUCACAUUUGUGUUGCUGGAGAUGAGAUGGGCGAAGAAUGCUCUCCAUUUCCCAUGCACACAAGCAGGGAUGAUGAGGACUUGACUCUCUUGCUUUGCUUUAGGCUUUCUUUGAAUCUCUAGGCUUGUAGCUUCAAUGCAGUUUUAUAAUGUUAUGAAUCUUUGAGAUCUAUCUUGCCUUC